Messenger RNA from Oncorhynchus tshawytscha (Chinook salmon), 3798 nucleotides. RefSeq names its product suppressor APC domain-containing protein 2. The coding region runs from base 350 to 1789 and encodes 479 amino acids. The transcript has 6 exons. The record is from RefSeq and is a predicted model, not a curated record. Lineage: Eukaryota; Metazoa; Chordata; Actinopteri; Salmoniformes; Salmonidae.
CUACCUUCCACAAGUUCCUACCAAUAAGCGCACGGCAAUUCUGACGAUGACCAAUGGCUGUGUCCCUAGACAAAUCUGCGCAGACUUUUGAAGGACUGUCCAGUUGAAAAAAAGUAUCCUGGAGCUGCAAAUCCGGAGAGAGAAAGCAGUGUUUCGUCAAUGGAAGGCAUAAAGAGAAAUGGGUAGAAUUUCUAAUUCAUUCUGAAUAAAUAUAGUAGGCUAGGCUACUUAUUACAAACGAAUAGUUGUUGUAUCACGCGCAAAGUAAUAAGACUUUAUAACCACGUUAUAAGAUAUAUCUUGGUGAGGUUUGAGUUUGCCAUUAUUCAGUUCAACGAUUGAUAAAUGAAUGGCUUUGAUAGUGACUGAUCGGAGGUGCAAAUUGAACGGGUCAUCGACAAUUUACGGUAGGAUUGGCACAAGAAGAGAAGGCAAGACAAGCAGAACCGGUAAAAUGCAGCCUAAAGACACGGAAUAUUCAACAGAUGGGUUACCCAAAGCAUUUUUACACAGUUUGAGGACACUCUUUGACAUCCUUGAUGACGGGAAGAGAGGGUAUGUGCACAUAUCGGAGAUUGAGAGUCGAUGGCAAGGGGCAGAUACUCAUGAUUUGCCCGGCGGGGUGCUGGAGUGCCUGAGGCGGGCGGCCCCACCGCAUGGUUGCCUGACAUUUGAGCGCUUCGUGGCGGGGUUGCGAUACUCCAUGCUGAACCCGGACAACAACAACCAAAUGAAGGGCCCGUCUGCCGUGCACCCGGAACACCCGCACUCUAAACAGCACCAUCUGCCAGCGCAAAAAACAGCCCCGCUUUCUGCCUGCUCGGUCGGAACUCGGAUUGAAAACAAAGUUAUUCCACUGGAUCCGAGCAACGGGACCAACAAAACGCAUCACAACCGCGCGUCCUCACUUCAGAGUCGGUCCAGACAUGAGGAGGGGAACACUGGAUACCCAGUCACCUCUGCCGCAGGUGGCCCCGUGCGGUACACCAAUGCGGGUUAUGAGAGAUCAGGCAGAAGUUUGGAACGGAUUCCCAUUGUGCUCGAAAGCGGUUCGUAUCGAGAAGAUUCGGUUCGAAUGGUGAAGCAAGCUCAUCCACAGCAGAUUCGGGUGAGGUCCAUAGAGUCCCUUGCGCUCGAGUCACCAAGCCUCCAAAAACCAAGUAUUGUGGAGGCUGGUUUGCCGAGGUCCCAGAGUGAAUCAGCCACAGGAUUCACUGCCUCCAGACGCCAUGGGCGGAGCCGGGAUGAGCAGAGACGCCACACCAUCACCAACGGAGUGGGUUAUGGAAUGCUGAAGCAGAUGAAGGAGUUGGAACAGGAGAAGGACUCUCUGCUGGCUGGUCUGGAGGUGGUGGAGCGUGCUAGAGAGUGGUACCAGAACCAGAUCCACAAUGUCACAGAGAGACAGAGACACGUGGGUCAGAGCAACCACUGCACGGAUUUCUUCACAGAAUCCCAGAAUCAAAGUCGCAUGGAUGUUCUGCUUCCCAAGCUGCAGGAAGCCAACCGCUGCCUUAAUGACCUCAUUUCCUGCUCUGGAAUGUCUUUCCCAUUCUCUGGCACCCAGCCAACAGCAAUCUCCUCCAGCUCCCAGCCUCCUGCCACUGCCCCACCACAAGCCAUUCAGAGACUGAAGGACCAGAACCGCCUUCUCACCCAGGAGGUGACUGAUAAGAGUGAGCGCAUCACUCAGCUGGAGCAGGAGAAGUCUGCUCUGAUCAAACAGCUGUUUGAGGCUCGCGCCCGGAGCACGCAUGACAGCAGCACCAUGGACUCCACCUUCAUCUGAAUACAGACACCAUAAUACAACUGUAGUGGUCUCCAGCUCUAUCUGACCCCCCCUCACAACAAGACAACUGUAUCAGACUCAACUCACCACUCCUGGCAUGAUGAAAGCACCUUGAACUUUGACCCCCCACUUGACCACACCCUUUGGAUCUCACCAACUGACAACUCCACAUAAAAUGGCCUGCACACUAAUCUGGGCCGACCUCUCCCAGAGGAGAGGGACUCCCGACUCUCCACCGUCCUCUGAUACCUCACCCACUGGGCAGAAAGCCUGGAACACCAUAGUCUAACCAUUCCUAACUGGGACCUGCCCAGGAUUCUACUCCCCCUCAAAAUACUCCAAGGAUCUAUUGUGAUCCACUAGGAUCCUACCUUAUUGGACCAGACUUUACCAGACUUUCCAGACUUCCCUCCCAUCACAGUAUAAGCUAUGUGAUUGGACAUCAUGAACUAAAUCUCAAACCCCUACAUGGAGCUACUGGAUCCCUGACAUUCAUCAUGACAACAGCUCCUGUACAAAUGCAUUAGUUGGAGGGGUUCCAUUGGACACACACCACACAAAAUGUAUUUAUUUUAUGAAACAUUUAUUCCAGAUACUUUGAUCUCAGUCAUACUUUGGUAGAUAUUUCUCCCCUUGUAUUCCAAUAUAUCCACUUGUGUAUCUCAAACCUAAGUGAAAUGGGCUCUCCUGACCUGGAGGAGCUUACUGGUUUCUAGAGAGCUUUUCCCAUCCCUGGGUGCCGAAGACGUGGAUGUCGAUUAAGGCAGCCCCCCGCACCUCUCUGAUUCAGAGGGGUUUGGUUAAAUGCGGAAGACACAUUUCAGUUGAAUACAUUCAGUUGGACAACUGACUAGGUAUCCCCCUUUCCCUAAGGAUGACAACAUGACUGUAUAGUAUAUAAUUUACUAUUUGUCACUCUUUGUACCCUUAAGUGAGCCAAAUACACAUGAUGUGAAGCACUAGUAUAUAUAGUCUAUUAUAAACUGGGUGGUUUAAACCCUGAAUGCUGAUUGGCUGACAGCUAUGGUAUAUCAGACCGUAUACCACGGGUAUGACAAAACAUUUAUUUGUACUGCUCUAAUUACGUUGGUAACCAGUUUAUAAUAGCAAUAAGACACCUUGGGGGUUGGUGGUAUAUGGCCAAUAUACCAAGGCUAAGGGCUAUAUCCAGGCACGCUUUGCGUCGUGCGUAAGAACAGCCCUUAGCCGUGGUAUAUUGUCCAUAUACCACACCCCCUCAGGCCUUAUUGCUUAAUUACCCAUCAUCUUAAGAGUAUAACAGAAGCGCAGCAUGUAACUGUUGUUUUGUUUCCCUUGAAGGGAAUGUAUUGAGAGCACUAGAAAAGUGACACAUGUCCUACAAGCCAAGGAGACCUAGUAGAGGAGAGGGUAGGAGAGAAGUUUGCACGUAGAAGAGACUUGAAGAUGAGAAGGAUUGGUAUUUUCUGAAUGUGUUUGAGCCCUGGUCCCUGGUGGCAGAGGGACCACUGGAACGGGACAGGGUUCAGAGAAGAGUAAUGUUGGAUUGGCUAGUGGGAAAAAACGAGUCCUCCUUGAUUGAUAGACUUCAAAUGUAAUGUAAUGUGCUGUAAUGAUUCAUGCGAGACUGGCUUUAUAGUGCGACUUCCUCUCUGCCUUCCUACAGAGGUGUCUCAGAGCCUUUGUGUCAAAAAUGAGUAAUGCCAUGUUAGUACAGGAUGAACAGAAUGUGCUUUGUGAGACCUGGCUCGCUGAGAGGUUAAAACCAAGCAUAUGUACUGCUGCUCUUUCAAUGCUGUGCUCAUAAUGGUCCCAACCGAACCAGAAUCUAAACCAGUGGCCUCAUAAACCACAUAGUCAACUGGGCCCAUUCAAUCUUGAAUCCUCUUACAUUUCUAAUUGAGAAGAUGUUUUUUUAAUGGCAGUAAUUGCUAUUUAACGUAACUAUGUAAUGAUUUUGCAACGCAACUCCUAUUAGGUACUGUUGUGAAGUCUGCAUAUAAAUACUCUCUGCUGUGACUGACUGCCUA